Cucurbita pepo subsp. pepo (vegetable marrow) is the source of this 2136-nucleotide messenger RNA. Lineage: Eukaryota; Viridiplantae; Streptophyta; Magnoliopsida; Cucurbitales; Cucurbitaceae. The record is from RefSeq and is a predicted model, not a curated record.
UUGGUGUAGUCGUUUAAUAUAUUAUAUCCCGUAGCGUCGUUUCAGAUCAUGGAUCGAGCCAAGUAUCACAACUUCUUCUACCCAUCCUGUAUAUUGUCCUUUUUGUUCUGUCUUGGAAUACAAAUUUUUUAGUAAACGAGAUUUUACGAAAAAAGUUCUUCAUAUUCAUAGGGAGAACAACGAUUUUUUUUUAUGUGAAUUUGAUAUAACAGGUGAGAAACCGCUAUUUUUCAAUUAAAUCAAUUAAAUUAUUAAUUUAAUUGAUUUAAUUGAAAAAAAAAUUCUCUUUUGCGAGAACCCUAAGUAUAACUUCACUAUAUUAUAUAUAACGGAACCCUUUUUUUUUAAGACCCACUCGUUAGUAGUUAAUAAUCCGAGUGAUUGGAUUUAGAUCCUAUUCCUGGUAGGAAAUGAGAUAUUCAAAUGAUUUAUUUUUUAUCGAAUGACUAUUCAUCUAUUGUAUUUUGAUGGAAAUAGGGGCAAGAAAGCUCUAUGGAAAAAAGAUGGUUAAAUUCGAGGUUGUCUAACGGGGAGUUAGAAUACAGGUCUAGGCUAAGUAAAUCAAUCAAUAGUCUUGGUCCUAUUGAAAGUGAAGGAUCAAUUAUCAAUAAUAUGAAUAAAAACAUUCCUAGUCAUAGUGACAAUUCUAGUUACAGUACUGUUGAUGAUUUAGUCGGCAUUCGGAAUUUCGUAUCUGAUGACACUUUUUUAGUUAGGGAUAGUAAUAGCAGCAGUUAUUCCAUAUAUUUGGAUAGUGAAAAUCAAAUUUUUGAGAUUGACAAUGAUCCUUCUUUUGUAAGUGAACUAGAAAGUUUUUUUUAUAGUUUUCGGAACUCUACUUAUAAAAAUAAUGUAUCUAAGAGUGAUGAUUCCGACUAUGAUAGUUGGAAUAAUCACAUUAAUAGUUGCAUUGACAGUUAUCUUCGGUCUCAAAUCUGUAUUGAUAGUUACUUUUUAAGUGGUAGUCACAAUUACAGUGACAGUUACGUUUAUAGUUACAUUUGUGGUGAAGGUGGAAAUAGUAGUGAAAGUGAGAGUUCCAGUAUAAGAACUAGCACGGAUGGAAGUGAUUUAACUAGAACGGAGAGUUCUACGGAAAGUUCUACGGAAAGUUCUACGGAAAGUUCUAUCGAAAGUUCUACGGAAAGUUCUAUCGAAAGUUCUAUCGAAAGUUCUACGGAAAGUUCUACGGAAAGUUCUACGGAAAGUUCUACGGAAAGUUCUACGGAAAGUUCUACGGAAAGUGAUACCGAAAGUUCUAAUGAUCUAGAUGGAACUCAAAAAUACAGGCAUUUGUGGGUUCAAUGCGAAAAUUGUUAUGGAUUAAAUUAUAAGAAAUAUUUUAAAUCCAAAAUGAAUAUUUGUGAACAAUGUGGAUACCAUUUGAAAAUGAGUAGUUCAGAUAGAAUCGAACUUUUGAUUGAUCCAGGUACUUGGGACCCUAUGGAUGAAGACAUGGUCUCUUUGGAUCCCAUUGAAUUUCAUUCGGAGGAGGAACCUUAUAAAGAUCGUAUUGAUUCUUAUCAAAUAAAGACAGGAUUAACUGAGGCUAUUCAAACAGGCACAGGUAAAUUAAACGGUAUUCCCAUAGCAAUUGGGAUUAUGGAUUUUAAGUUUAUGGGGGGUAGUAUGGGAUCUGUAGUAGGCGAGAAAAUCACCCGUUUGAUCGAGUAUGCUACAAAUCAAUUUUUACCUCUUAUUUUAGUGUGUGCUUCUGGAGGAGCACGCAUGCAAGAAGGAAGUGUGAGCUUGAUGCAAAUGGCAAAAAUAUCUUCCGCUUUAUAUGAUUAUCAAUCAAAUAAAAAAUUAUUCUAUGUAGCAAUCCUUACAUCUCCUACUACUGGUGGGGUGACAGCUAGUUUUGGUAUGUUGGGGGAUAUCAUUAUUGCCGAACCCGAUGCCUACAUCGCAUUUGCGGGUAAAAGAGUAAUUGAACAAACAUUGAAUACGACAGUCCCUGAGGGUUCACAGGUGGCUGAAUAUUUAUUCGAUAAGGGCUUAUUCGAUCUAAUCGUACCACGUAAUCCUUUAAAAGGUGUUUUGAGUGAGUUAUUUCAGCUCCACGCUUUCGUUCCCUCGAAUCAAAAUUCANAUCAUCAGUGGUCAAUAUAUUCUAAUACAACCGGACUCAAGUAA